Messenger RNA from Electrophorus electricus (electric eel), 4410 nucleotides. It is a transcript of the gene caskb, whose product is annotated as calcium/calmodulin-dependent serine protein kinase b. The record is from RefSeq and is a predicted model, not a curated record. Gene Ontology annotation, molecular function: ATP binding; protein kinase activity; protein binding. Gene Ontology annotation, biological process: protein phosphorylation. Lineage: Eukaryota; Metazoa; Chordata; Actinopteri; Gymnotiformes; Gymnotidae.
UUCUCCCAGUUUCUGAGGGAGGAGUCUGUCGGUUCGGUACUGGAGUAGCAUCGGAGCAGGACUGAGGUACUUAGGCAACGGAGACGGAGAGAAAACCGCUAGCUGUGUAAAACUCGGAAUAUUUUUUUUUUUCCCCCCGUGGAGUAAAAUGCAUCAGAUGGAGCCAGGGCGUGUACUCCGAAAUUCAGACGGCAGCCAUGUGUGUCUUUGAAGAGGAAUGUGGCUUUAACCUUGUUUUGUGUAGCUAACGGGAUAAUCAAGAAAGCUACACUGGUUUUAGCGCAAUCACGCGCUGUAUAUAUACAGUCAAAUCAAUCCUGCUAGCCUAGCCUAGCUUAGCAUAGAUUACCAACCGUUUUUUUAGCGCGCUAGCUGUCUAGAAUUUAGUGCUACGGAUGUUGCGACCAAAUCUCGGAGCAUUGAUUUCUUUUGACACUACCAGCGGCAGCGUCUUCGGAUACAUUAGGUUUUAAACGACGUCGACGACACAAAUCGAGGGAUUAGGGAGCCGGGUUGCUAGCUAGACAAGGAGAAGGUGGGGCGUUGGAGUGUCAAAACGGACCGAACAUAUCGAACAAGCUGGCUCGAGUUAUCUGGUUAGGCUCGUCUAUCUUUGGUGUUCGUGGGGAUUAUUUGGUUAACAGCAAGAUUUCUGGAGCCAUAUCCUAAUUUCGCAUCACAGAGAAGAACGAAACAGAGCUGCGACCAUUUAUUUUGUUUUUAUUUUCUUUAUUAUUAUUGUUUUUGUUUUUUUUUUUAACGUAAAGCAUUUUUGGACGGAUUUUCCAGAAGAUAGGCUCACACUUCUCGCUGGACCAUGGCUGACGACGACGUGCUGUUCGAAGAUGUGUACGAGCUGUGCGAGGUGAUCGGAAAGGGGCCGUUUAGUGUGGUUCGCAGAUGCAUCAACAGGGACACUGGGCAGCAGUUUGCAGUGAAGAUUGUAGAUGUGGCCAGCUUCACCUCCAGCCCUGGACUCAGCACUGAAGAUCUGAAGCGUGAGGCUAGUAUCUGUCACAUGCUAAAACACCCUCACAUUGUAGAACUACUGGAAACCUACAGCUCUGAUGGAAUGCUCUACAUGGUGUUCGAGUUCAUGGAUGGAGCAGAUCUCUGUUUUGAGAUCGUGAAGAGGGCAGACGCAGGCUUCGUCUACAGUGAGGCUGUGGCCAGCCACUACAUGCGUCAGAUACUGGAGGCGCUGCGUUAUUGUCAUGACAACAAUGUAAUUCACCGAGAUGUCAAGCCCCAUUGUGUGCUCCUGGCAUCUAAAGAGAACUCCGCUCCCGUCAAACUGGGGGGAUUUGGAGUGGCCAUCCAGUUGGGCGAAUCUGGCCUUGUGGCAGGAGGCCGCGUGGGAACUCCACACUUCAUGGCCCCAGAGGUGGUGAAGAGGGAGCCGUAUGGGAAGCCUGUAGACGUGUGGGGCUGUGGAGUCAUCCUCUUCAUCCUCCUCAGCGGCUGCCUGCCCUUCUACGGCACCAAGGAGCGCCUGUUCGAGGGUAUCAUUAAAGGCAGAUACAAGAUGACACCUCGGCAGUGGAGUCACAUCUCUGAGAGUGCUAAAGACUUGGUGCGCCGUAUGCUAAUGCUGGACCCUGCUGAGAGGAUCACAGUCUAUGAAGCCCUCAACCACCCUUGGCUAAAGGAGAGGGAUCGUUAUGCCUACAAGAUUCACCUUCCUGAGACAGUGGAACAGCUGCGGAAGUUCAACGCCAGGAGGAAGCUGAAGGGGGCAGUGCUGGCUGCAGUCUCCAGCCACAAAUUCAACUCCUUCUAUGGUGAUCCUCCUGAGGAGAUCCAUGACUUCACCGAGGACCCCACAUCCUCAGGAUUGCUUGCUGCAGAAAGGGCUGUCUCUCAGGUUCUGGAUAGUCUAGAAGAGAUUCAUGCACUGACUGACUGCAGUGAGAAGGACCUGGAUUUCCUCCACAGUGUGUUCCAGGAUCAACACCUGCACACGCUGCUAGAUCUCUAUGAUAAGAUCAACACAAGGUCUUCACCACAGAUUAGGAGUCCUCCCAGUGAUGCUGUUCAGAGGGCUAAAGAGGUUCUAGAGACCAUCUCCUGUUACCCUGACAACCUGGAGGCCAAGGAACUGAGGAGGAUCCUGACACAGCCCCACUUUAUGGCCUUGUUGCAGACACACGAUGUGGUGGCUCAUGAGGUGUACAGUGACGAGGCACUGAGGGUCACGCCCCCACCCACCUCCCCCUACCUGAACGGAGACUCACCCGAGAGCACCAACGGGGACAUGGACCUGGAGAACGUCACCCGGGUUCGCCUCGUGCAAUUCCAGAAGAACACAGACGAGCCAAUGGGCAUCACACUGAAGAUGAAUGAGCUGAACCACUGCAUCGUAGCCCGGAUCAUGCAUGGAGGAAUGAUCCACAGGCAAGGAACACUGCACGUAGGAGACGAGAUACGUGAGAUCAACGGCAUCAGUGUAGCCAACCAAACUGUGGAGCAGCUUCAGAAGAUGCUGAGGGAGAUGCGUGGAAGUAUCACCUUUAAGAUUGUACCAAGUUACCGCAGCCAGUCCCUUUCCUGUGAUAAGGACUCGCCUGACUUGUCCAGGCAGUCUCCUGCCAAUGGACAUGCCAGCGUCACCAGCUCCAUUCUGGACUUGCCCUCUACCAUUCAGCCCAAAGGUCGUCAGAUCUCUAGACCUGCAAUCAAGGAUAAAAUGUCCAUGAAGAUCUUCGUGCGAGCGCAGUUUGAGUAUGACCCCUCCAAGGAUGACCUCAUCCCCUGUAAAGAGGCGGGCAUUCGCUUCCGGGUGGGCGACAUCAUCCAGAUCAUCAGCAAGGACGACCACAACUGGUGGCAGGGCAAGCUGGAGAACACCAAGAACGGCACGGCCGGCCUCAUCCCCUCACCGGAGCUGCAGGAGUGGCGUGUGGCCUGCAUAGCAAUGGAGAAAACGAAGCAGGAGCAGCAGGCCAGUUGCACCUGGUUUGGCAAGAAGAAGAAACAGUACAAAGACAAGUACCUAGCAAAGCACAACGCAGUGUUCGACCAACUAGACCUGGUCACAUAUGAAGAAGUUGUGAAGUUGCCUGCCUUCAAAAGAAAAACGCUGGUGUUGUUAGGUGCCCAUGGUGUUGGCAGGCGACACAUCAAAAACACACUCAUCGCAAAGCACCCAGACAGAUUUGCCUACCCAAUUCCACACACCACCAGACCCCCCAAGAAAGACGAGGAGAACGGCAAGAACUACUACUUUGUGUCCCAUGACCAGAUGAUGCAGGACAUCUCCAACAACGAGUACCUGGAGUACGGCAGUCACGAGGAUGCAAUGUAUGGCACCCGGCUGGAGACCAUCCGCAAGAUCCACGAGCAGGGCCUGGUCUCCAUCCUGGACGUGGAGCCGCAGGCGCUGAAAGUUCUGCGGACGGCUGAAUUCGCACCCUACGUCGUCUUCAUCGCCGCACCCACGUUCACGCCUGGCAUGAAUGAGGACGAAUCCCUUCAGAGGCUGCAGAAGGAGUCGGAGGCGCUGCAGAAAUCGUACGCGCACUACUUCGACAUGACCAUCAUCAACAACGAGAUUGACGACACCAUCCGUCUGCUCGAGGAAGCCAUCGGUCUGGUGUCCGCCACUGCUCAAUGGGUGCCUGUGUCCUGGGUCUACUAGCUCCCUCUGCAGAUCACCGCCCUCAUCGACGAGGCCCAGUCCCGCCCCCUUCCUCCAAAAAGAACCAUCCACAUGCCUCCAACAGACUCUCAGCACCUCCAGUCCAUGUGGUGCCAUCAUCGAGACCCUCCCAUGGGACUGCAAGAGGCGUAGUCUUGUAUAUAUCUAAACAUAUAAAUAUAUAAAUAUGAAUAUAAAAUAUUAAAUAUGUUCCUGUACUUAUAGCUAGGGGGCGACAUUUUAUACUUUCCUUUCUUUUUGAAUGAACGAGACGGCGUCUCAGAGCAAUGAUGAGCACAGUAAGAUGUUGGGGUGUUUUGGGGUGGUAUCAGGGGCUCCACCCUGGGGGGGGUGGGGGGGGGGUGAAGUAGGUGCCCCUCCCAGUCCAACCCCUCGGUCUCCUGGUGCUUCAGACUGGGUAGGAGAGAAUCCUCCAACCCCCCGCCCCCUUUUCACAGCCCCAACCCCAACCCCAACCCAGUACAAUCCCACAUUCCCUGGCCAUGGUCACAGAGGCAGCCCCUGGACAGAUGAUAAGCACAGUUGGCUCAAUCCUCCCAGCCCCAAACCUUAUUUAUUUUUUGAGAACCGUCUGCAUGGACUCGUUAGUGCUCGGUGGAAGCUCACUGACGUUAGCCACGCUGGGUCCCUUGCACUCAGCACCCUCUCUCCUCAAUCCUCUGUUUGUUUACAACUCUGUUUGCACAAUGGACAAUAGAGAGGAUGAGUGCUGCUCCCCCUCCCUCUCUCUUUCCCUCCCUCCCCCCCUCACU